AUGGAAGGGCUGAAAGUAACGGCUGGUAAAACAUUGGCACUACUAUCCAAGACAGCAACUAUGUCUGGGCUUGUAGUGAGGGAAUAUGAGAACAUUGUUGAAUUACUUGAUGCUAAGAACAAGAUCAUAUACAGCACAAUAGCAGCAGAGAUCUUGGAGAAUUUGUGUAGUCGUCAUCAAAUGGACAAGGAACAUGUGAAGACUAUCUUGCUGCCAAAGGUAACCGAAGCAUCUCAAAGCAAUGUUUCUGCAUCGGGCGAUGAUGCAGAGCAGCAACAACUUUGUAUACUGGGAAAUGAUGAAGAAAAAAAACUUUCGGACCACAGGAGCCAAACUAAGUUAACCGAUCAAGCAAAUGAGGAGCAAACUGCUAUGAUGGAACUGCAAGAGGCGUUUUUAUCUCUUACUUUGGCGAUAUGCAGCGAACUGAUCAGUGCAGAUGACUUCAAUGUCGUGGCUCUAACGAUCGUCCCAGCAGAAGGUGUAUUUGUGGCGAAGCUCAAGACUAUAGUAGAAGAGAACUGUGAGGCCACGGCUAACAGCCUAAGAAUCGUCAAGCUUUGCGGUCGGAUUGCUGUUACAGUGAUGCGGCACGGCCAGUACAGCGCGCACUUCAAGAAUCAGAAAUUCAUGGAGACACUGUCCAAGGCUCCGGGAAUCAUGUCUAGCCUUGAAAGCUACAUGCUCUUCGCUGGGACUGAUUGUGGAGCGAAGAAGACCGCCAGGCCCCUCCUCUCUUGA
Messenger RNA from Triticum turgidum subsp. durum (durum wheat), 741 nucleotides. The record is from the annotation of a GenBank genome assembly. Lineage: Eukaryota; Viridiplantae; Streptophyta; Magnoliopsida; Poales; Poaceae.